AUGGCUGUCAUCUUCGGUUCGAAGAAAGGCAUUCACGUCUAUUCAGCUAGCCGACUUCAGCGAUGGGUAACCGUCCUUUUUGGCUACGAUUUCGAAAUUCGCUACUGUCGCGCUGCAGACUUUGGUCAGACUGACGCCCUUUCUCGCGUCAUCAGCAAUCAUCUGGAACCGGAAGAAGACACAGUGAUUGCCUCUGUUUCGAUUGAGGACGACGUGCGUCAUCAGCUAUCAGACGCCGAAUAG
This is a messenger RNA of Spirometra erinaceieuropaei, 243 nucleotides long. Lineage: Eukaryota; Metazoa; Platyhelminthes; Cestoda; Diphyllobothriidea; Diphyllobothriidae. The record is from the annotation of a GenBank genome assembly.